AUGACUCUCACCUGGAAGUUAUUGAAAAGCUCCUUGGAGGAGGUGUCAUUUGAGCCAGAGUUUGAAGCAUGGUCAGCUGUGUUCCAGGUGUCCUCUGCAGGUGGGUCCCAGAAGAGCAAGGAGGUUCUCAGCUCCCCGACACCAUCCGUCUCCCUUAGCCAGACAUCCGACUUCCAACACGAGUCUCAGCUGUUCACUGAGCCACACCUGGCCCAGAUGGAGAAAAUGUUUCAAGAUAAGGUCGACUCGACUGGAGCCCUGGACAUGAAGACUUUCUUUGAGGGUGUGAAGAAGAUUCUGAGCAAUAUGUCCAACGAGAUGAUAGAGGCGCUGUUUUUGAAGGUGGACAUGAACUGUGAUGGCUCCAUCACCUAGCAGGAGUACCUGGACUACGUGAUGCGUGAGUUCAAGGGGAAGGAGAAGAUGAUGAGGAGCCAGUGCCACCUGCGCUUCCACCUUCCUAUGAGGAUCAUACCCCUGAAUCAUGGGUGUGAGAUUGUGAAAGUGGAGUUCUUAGUCCAGCGGUUCAAGAAGAUUGGGCAUAUCCUGACUGUCACCAAGGACGGGAUCCUGCAGUUCUGGUCGGAGUCCUUCUCUCUGACCAGCUCCUUUAGGCUUUACCAGAUCCAUCUGCUCCACAACCAGCAGAUGUGGGUCAUCGACAUGGUGUGUCUACACAACAUGAACCUGGUUGCGAUUGCGUCGACCGACCAGAAGAUAGAGUUCUUUGAUAUCAGUAACCGUAAACGUGUCCGGGCCUUCACCUUCAUCGAUCUGGACAGCUGCUUCCUGACCUUGAACUACUGGUCUGACUAUCACAGGGCUGUGUUCUGCUAUGGGGACACCAAAGGCAAUGUCAUCAUCUUCACCUCCAACGAUGUGACCAAUGGGCUGUUCAACCCCCUAAUCCUCCCCAGGGCCUCCAGCUGGGAUCACUGGACCAAUGUUUCCACACGGAAGCUCUUAAAUGAGAAGUCCCCUAUGUAUAGAAGUUACCGGCUGAGGGCUCUCCACCCCAACUGGUGUCAACAGGUCAAGUUCAUCCCCCAGCUGAACCUGGUGGCUUCCUGUUCAGCCAUCGACAAGUCCUCUCUGGUGCUGACCAUAUUGCCGCCCAAAGUCCCAGAGAGCCUCAAGUUUUCAGUGCUGAAUUUAAGAAAAGAGAUUCUUUGCUUUGAUUACUGCCCAGAAAAGAAUGUCCUGGUGCCUGGUGGCCAUGACCCCCUUAUCCGCCUGUGGAACCCCUUCUUCUCGAAAAAGCCUGUGUGGCUGAUGAAGGGGCAUCAGACCUCGGUGACACACAUUCUCGUGAACAGCAAGCACAGCAGCAUCCUCCUCAGCAUCUCCAAGGACAAGAAUAUUCGCGUGUGGGACGUGCAGGACUAUGAAUGCCUCCAGUCCUUCUGCAGGAAGCAUUUUGCCCUGGGACACUGCCCCAUCACCAGCGCAUACUUCCACAAGGAUGACGACAGCCUCAUCUGUAGCACCUAUUCAAUUGGCAUCCUAAAAGGGUACUUGGAGACGCAGGGGCCUGGGAGAGCAGAGGAGAAGACCACGACUUACAGCACGCCCCUGUGCGCCAUCCUCUACAGCAAGGUUUUCAAGCAGGUGGUGAGCGGCUGCCUGAGCGGCGUGGUGAGCGUGUGGGAGGUCGUGAUGGGCAAGAGGAUGACGGAGUUCUCCGUGACUGGCGACCAGCACGUGGAGCUGACCGCCAUGUCCCUGGAUGAGUCAGAGGCGUGCCUACUCACGGGUCUGCGUGAUGGCACCAUGAAGAUGUGGAGCUGCAGCGUUGGUAAAUGCCUGCUGACCUUCCCCGACCCGGACCAGAUGGAGAUUAGUGGGAUUGUCCAUAUGAGCAAAGUGUUCUACAUGACUGGAUGGAGUAAGAGAAUCACUUAUUUCAUGUUCCACAAGACGAAGCCGGUGCUCUUGUGCUACCACUGGCAGACCUUCCACACGGAGGAUGUCCUAAGCAUGGCCAGCUACCAGAGCCAGUUCCUUGGGACCUCCUCCUACAAUGGGGACAUCCUCUUCUGGAACAUCAGCAUGUUCAGGCCCAUCCUCCAUUUCAACGCCUCUCAGAGCCCCUUGCCCUCACUGCCCAAGAGGGUGCAGGACGCGGAUGACUGCACCACAAUUGAGAGCCACAGGUCCAGUAAGCCCUGCGCCGAGCAGCAGAAGUGGGCACACAAACUGCACACGCAGCCCCCGGGCCCCAGCUCCAGGGCCAUGGCCAACGCCAACCUGCGGCAGAAUCUAAUGUCCACAACCCCAGUGAUGAGACGCCCGAGAGACAAGGAGCCGGCGGGGCUGGCACCCCUGCAGAAACCUCUCAGCGCCAGCAGCCUCAGUCGGUCAAGAUCACCCCAUGGCAGACCGUCAGUUUUCAGAGAGGCUGAAAGGAGAAAAGGGGAAUUCCACAAGAAGCUAUUGCUGCAGUCCAGUGCAUCGGUGGAGAAGGUUGGCCAUGCUCAGGCAGGGUCUGGGUUGUGA
This is a messenger RNA of Mesoplodon densirostris (Blainville's beaked whale), 2496 nucleotides long. It is a transcript of the gene EFCAB8, whose product is annotated as EF-hand calcium binding domain 8. The record is from RefSeq and is a predicted model, not a curated record. NCBI's taxonomy places the organism in Eukaryota, Metazoa, Chordata, Mammalia, Artiodactyla, Ziphiidae. The transcript is spliced from 19 exons. Gene Ontology annotation, molecular function: protein binding; calcium ion binding.